This is a messenger RNA of Myotis daubentonii (Daubenton's bat), 1221 nucleotides long. RefSeq names its product PC-esterase domain-containing protein 1B-like. The record is from RefSeq and is a predicted model, not a curated record. NCBI's taxonomy places the organism in Eukaryota, Metazoa, Chordata, Mammalia, Chiroptera, Vespertilionidae.
AUGGCCCACCUGAGCUCCUGCGAAGUCCGGCAGCUGCUGCACAACAAGUUCGUGGUGGUCAUGGGGGACUCGGUGCAGCGGGCGGUGUACAAGGACCUGGUGGUCCUGCUGCAGAAGGACGUCCUGCUGUCCACCAGCCAGCUGAAGACGAAGGGUGAGCUGACCUUCGAGGGGGACGUGCUGCUGGAGGGCGGCCGCUGGGGCCGCAUGCACAAUGGCACCCACUACCGCGAGGUGCGCCAGUACCGCGCGGCGCACCACCUGCUGCGCUUCUACUUCCUCACGCGCGUGUUCUCGCCCUACGCCGUGGAGGUCCUGGAGGAGCUGCGCGGGGGCCAGCACGCCCCGGACGUGGUGGUCGUCAACUCCUGCCUCUGGGACCUGUCCAGGUACGGCCCGGACUUCCGGAGGGGCUACCGCGAAGACCUGGACAGCCUGUUCGGGCUGCUGGGCCAGGUGCUGCCCGCGUCCUGCCUCCUGGUGUGGAACACGGCCAUGCCCGUGGCCGAGGUGGUGUCGGGCGGCUUCCUGCUGCCGGAGCAGCGGCUCCGGGGUGCCCACCUGCGGCUCGACGUGAUGGAGGCCAACUUCUACAGCUCCGUGGCGGCCGGCCGGCACGGCUUCGACGUGCUGGACCUCCAUUUCCACUUCCGCCACGCGGGGCAGCACCGGCAGCGGGACGGCGUGCACUGGGACCAGCGCGCGCACCGCCACCUCUCGCAGCUGCUGCUGGCGCACGUGGCCGACGCCUGGGGGGUGGACCUGCCCCGCCGCUGCCCCGUGGGCCGGUGGCUCCGGGAGGGGACCGCCGGCAGCGGAAAUGCAGGUCCGGCCGGAGGGAGCCCGCACCCGGAGAGCCGAGGGGACGCCGGCCAACAGGCCUUAUCCAGGUCCUCCCUCCUGGGCACCCCGCGACCUUCGGCCAUGGCCCAGCCUCGACCUCUGUUCCCUUCCUACGGCCAAAGCACCUUCGCGCCCUCCCACCAUUCUCUGCAGCCCCGGCAGCUCUACAAUAGCCUUUCAACGCUCCAAGUGGAAUAUACUUUCGAAACCAACUCGAGGCUUGGCCUGGAGCACCGCCUGGGUCCCGUCCGCAGAGUCUCUAUCCAGCCCCAGAGCAGAGGGUCUCCUCCUUACCCUCUCCAGCACCUCGGCAGGCCACACAGGCAGCGGAGAAGGCACGUCGAGGGGCAAGGCCUGGAUGGCCAGACGGAGAACUAG